Molecule: messenger RNA, 723 nt
Organism: Alternaria metachromatica
Lineage: Eukaryota; Fungi; Ascomycota; Dothideomycetes; Pleosporales; Pleosporaceae
Exons: 3
Coding region: 1-723 (240 amino acids)
Biological process (GO): DNA damage response; heterochromatin formation; leading strand elongation
Cellular component (GO): CHRAC; epsilon DNA polymerase complex
Molecular function (GO): protein heterodimerization activity; chromatin DNA binding
Source: RefSeq, a predicted model, not a curated record
AUGCCGCCCAGGAAGAGCAAUGUAUCGGCGGUGUCAAACGAAGAGAGUCCCGCACCACCCAGAUCAGUACCCAGAGAGGAGAGCUUGGGUGUCGAGGAUCUAAACCUGCCAAAGUCUAUAGUCCAGCGCCUGGCAAAAGGCGUCCUACCACCCAACACCCAAAUACAAAAAGAUGCGCUCCUUGCUAUGAGCAAAAGCGCAACUGUGUUUGUUAACUACAUCACAUCAACCGCCGCCGAAAAAGCCCUCGCCAGCGGCAAGAAAACCGUCAUGCCGAAAGACGUCUUCGACGCAAUGACGGACCUAGAAUUCUCCUUUAUGCUACCCCGCCUCGAAGCCGAAGUCACAAAGUUCACGUCGAUACAAGCCGACAAGCGGAACACGUACAGGAAGAAGGUGCGCGAGGAGAAGAAAGGCACUACUUCCACUGAUGCAGCUACCUCCACACCGGCCAAGUCAGCGGCAAACGGGGACGUAGUCAUGGAGGGUGCGGAUGAUGGUGAGAGGGCGACGAAGAGGGUUAGGCGGGAGAGUGGAGAUGCUGGAGAUGGAGAGGUUACGGAAGAAGAGGGGGAUGAGACACAGGAUGUGGAGGAUGAAGAGGUUGAAGACGACGAGAUUGAGGAGGAGGUUGUUGGGGAGGAGUUGACGGAGGAUCCGCUGGAGGAGAAGGAGGACAACAAGGAUGAUGACGAUGACGAGGAUGGGAACGAGAGCGAUUGA